CACAGAUUGAGCACAGAGAGCCACGGCUCCGUGCGCGACAUGAGCGGAUCCGUGCGGGUGUUUUAACGGCAUGACGGCGGAUCGGAGGAGCUGCAGCUGAAGGAGGAGAGCCGGUAGAGACGCUCCAGCCCCGGAGAACCGAAGAGAGGAGCGGCGGAGAGCGAGAGGCAGAGCGCCGGGGAAUCAUGCGGGGUCCUGCGGUCCGGCUGCUGGGUCUCGUGUGGCACCUCUCCGCGCUUUUACGCACCGCGCAAACGUACAAACUCCACCACAAACAAGAGAGCUUCAUCAGACAGCUGUCAGCGUAUGAGAUCAUCACCCCGGUGCGCUUGAAUGAUUUUGGAGAGUCGUUCCCGCACCGGCUGCAUUACCGCAGGAGGAGGCGCAGCGCUGACGCGGAGGUCUCGGGUUCGAGGGCUCAUUACCGGUUCGAGGCGUUCGGUCAGGCGUUUCACCUGAACCUCACGGCUGAUUCUGGAUUCAUUGCUCCAUCUUACACGGUGCUUCAUCUGGGAGAGGAAGAGAAGCGUGGAGACGCUGCAGACCUGCGCCACUGUUUCUUCAGAGGACAUGUCAACGAUCGCAGGGAACACCACGCCAUCUUUAGCCUCUGCACUGGACUAAUCGGCACGUUCACGACGCACAGCGGUCAGUUCUUCCUGGAGCCGCUGCUGAGCGCUGAUGGAGAGGAGUAUGAGGAAGAGCACAACAAACCUCACCUGCUCUACAGACACGAGUCACAUGACUCUCAGCCAUGCAGCAUCGGCACGUUCACGACGCACAGCGGUCAGUUCUUCCUGGAGCCGCUGCUGAGCGCUGAUGGAGAGGAGUAUGAGGAAGAGCACAACAAACCUCACCUGCUCUACAGACACGAGUCACAUGACUCUCAGCCAUGCAGCGCCUCAGAUCGUCCCGUCCAUCACAUCAGUCUCCAUAGCAACAGAACUCUGGAGGAGGAAGUGAUGUCGAUACAGGAAACGAUGCGUUCCGAAGACGGCUCUCGUUCCCGCCGGAAGCGCUUUCUGUCGUAUCCGCGAUUCGUGGAGCUGAUGGUGACGGCCGACGCCAAGAUGGUGCGACAUCACAGACACAACCUGGAGCACUACAUCCUCACAAUCAUGUCAGUAGUCGCUGCGAUCUACAGAGACCCCAGUGUAGGAAACCUCAUCAACAUCGUGAUCGUCAAACUCAUCGUCAUACACAACGAACAGGAAGGGCCGAAUAUAAACUUCUACGCCACUGCGACGCUUCAUAACUUCUGCAUGUGGCAGCAGAGUCACAACGUUUUGGACGACAGUCACCCGGGUCAUCACGACACGGCGCUGCUCAUCACCAGGGAGGACAUCUGCCGAGCAAAGGACAAGUGUGACACGUUAGGUAAGAUUUCACACUACUGUCCUGAUCUGUUAUUUCUGCAGUAUGUGUGCGGUAUUAAAAUGUGCUGCAUGCAGCUGGAUGAGAUACUGUAUCCCACACUGCAGCGUACUCAGAUGAAGCCUCUCAGAUGGAGUCUGAAGGAUGUGCAUCAACACAGCUGCGUUCCUCGUCGUGCUGUAGUUGUCGUGUGUCUGAUUUCACAGCUGUUUCUGGACUCUGACAUCAGAUUCGCCUCAAUGUUCAACAUGCCUCAUGAUGACAGUCCGAAGUGCCGCGAGGCGGGAAUCAAGCAUCAGUACCACGUCAUGGCCCCGACCCUCAACUACGACACCAGCCCCUGGUCCUGGUCCAAAUGCAGCCGCAAAUACAUCACGGAUUUCCUGGACACUGGUUAUGGUGAAUGUCUCCUGGACGAGCCUUUGGGGAGGAUGUAUAACCUUCCCAACCAGCUUCCAGGUCAACUCUACAACGCCAACCGGCAGUGUGAACUCAUGUUCGGCCCCGGCUCCCAAGUCUGUCCGUUUAUGAAAGCUGAGCUGGCGAAUGGAGAAAGGAGGUUUAUUUUGUUCUCUCUCUGGCUGAAAGAGCCAUUCAGAGACGUUAAGCCCAACAAUUCAAUGAGCUCCAAUGUGGUGCCCUGCUCUUUUGUAGCUCCUUUAUGCGUUUCAAAGGAAGGCACUGGUUAUGGUGAAUGUCUCCUGGACGAGCCUUUGGGGAGGAUGUAUAACCUUCCCAACCAGCUUCCAGGUCAACUCUACAACGCCAACCGGCAGUGUGAACUCAUGUUCGGCCCCGGCUCCCAAGUCUGUCCGUUUAUGAAACAGUGCAAGCGUCUCUGGUGCACCAGUGCAGAGGGCGACCAUAAAGGAUGUCGUACGCAGCACAUGCCACUCGCUGAUGGGACCGAAUGUGGCUAUGGCAUGCAACAACUCAUUCGUGAAAAUCAGAUCCCGGGCCGCCGUUACAGUACUAGACGUCUCGCUGGAAACACAUGCAGAUUAGCAGGAGAAGUGACAAGCGAUCCACAUGGAGAAACGAGCUGCCAGGAACAGCAGCCAAGCCGGAGAGCCGCGGCCAACAAAUUCUCCAACAUUUACAAGACUUCAGUCUUUUUCUCUAACUGCCUGAGACGAGGACAGGUUGAAGGUUCUGCCGUGCCGAAGCCGGAUCAGACGAGGCCUGUGUUUAAUCCGUCCUGUCCUGGUGUAUGGCGCUGGAGUGAGUGCUUGUCCGUCAUUAGCAGCAGUGAGUCUGGUUUCGGAUCGGGACGCAGGUGGACUGCUUCAGUCAGACUCGUGUGUAAUGGCUCUGUUGUGGAUUCCUGCUGGACGCUCUUGUGUGACGUGGCUUUUAUCAGAGGAAAGAGGAAGCCUGCAAGCCAGAUUACUGUGUUACUGAGAGGAGACACAGAUACUGUGUACCACGGUUUAGUUAUCGCGUCUGGUGCGCGUGUGCGAGACCGACGCCAGCCUGUCCUGCAUUCCUGCCAGCGCUGCGCUGCGAGGGUUCGGUUACUGCCAGCGGCUCUCUGUCUGUCUGAUGACGCCAAACACAGAGCAUGUGCACUGUCAGAUAUUACUCACUGCAGGCACGGCAUGUGUGUGAAUAAGGAGAUGGACAUGAAGCCGGUUCAUGGUGAAUGGGGCCCCUGGGGCCCCUACAGUGUUUGUUCCAGGACCUGUGGAGGAGGAACACGCAGCACAACCAGAGACUGCAAUAAACCCGAGGUCCGUGUACGUUUUGAUAUUCUGAUGAAGGAUCGCUGUAAACUCUUCUGUCGUGUCGCGGGGACGAUGGCAUACUAUCAGCUGAGGGAUCGGGUCGUCGACGGGACCCCGUGUGGACUGGACACGUAUGAUAUCUGUGUACAAGGCCUCUGCAGGCAAGCAGGUUGUGACCAUGUUUUGAACUCGAAGGCCAGAAAUGAUAAGUGUGGCAUCUGUGGAGGAGACAACUCUUCAUGUAAGACCCUCGCUGGAACCUUCAACAACUCACAAUACGGUUAUAAUGUUGUGGUUCGAAUUCCUGCUGGUGCGACCAACAUCGAUAUAAAGCAGGUCAGCUACUCAGGAUUGCCAGAAGAUGAUAACUACCUCGCUCUGUCUGACAAUCAGUCCAACUUCCUCCUGAACGGGAACUUCGUGGUGUCCAUGUUUAAAAGGGAAAUCACCUUUAAGGGAGCAGAGAUCGAGUACAGCGGAUCUAACACCACGGUUGAGCGGAUCAACUGCACACAGCGGAUCGAGGAGGAGCUCGUGCUGCAGGUUCUGUGCGUGGGAAACCUGUAUAAUCCAGACGUCAGAUAUUCCUUCAGUAUUCCCAUCGAGGAGCAGAGAGAGCAGUUCGUGUGGGAUCUGUCAGGCCCCUGGCAGGAGUGCAGCCGCAUGUGUCAAGGUGAGCGGCGGCGGAAGGCCGUGUGUGUUCGUAAGAGUGAUCAUUUGGUGGUUUCGGAGCAGAGGUGUGAGAAUCUACCUCGACCCAGAGGCACGACGGAGCCCUGCAAUACUGACUGUGAACUCAGGUGGCACGUGGCAGGCCGGAGCGACUGCUCCAGUAAGUGUGGCCCGGGUUACCGUGCGCUGGAUGUUCUGUGCAUGCGCUACAGCCAGAAUAAGAGGCUAAGCGAGCGCAUGGAGGCCAGGGCCUGCGCAGACCUGCCCAAACCUGAACGGAGCGACUGCUCCAGUAAGUGUGGCCCGGGUUACCGUGCGCUGGAUGUUCUGUGCAUGCGCUACAGCCAGAAUAAGAGGCUAAGCGAGCGCAUGGAGGCCAGGGCCUGCGCAGACCUGCCCAAACCGCAGACGCGCGAGGGAUGUCAUGGGGACUGUCUGCUCAAGAGCUGGCAGUACAGCACCUGGUCUCAGUGUCUGGUGACAUGCGGGAAGGGCGUCAGACACCGACAGGUGCUUUGCAUUCUGGGAGACGAGAAGCUGAAUGAGCAGCGCUGUGACCCAAACACCAAACCCUCGGCGGUGGGCGGCUGUGAGCUUCCCGAAUGUGCGUCCUGGCAGGUCGGAGCCUGGAGUCCGUGCACGGUGAGCUGCGGUCAGGGCUAUCAGAUGCGUGCGGUCAGGUGUGUGUCGGGAGCUUACGGCGAGACAGUGGACGACAGAGAUUGUAACGCAGCCACCAGACCUCGAGACAGUCAGGACUGUGAGUUGUCAGCUUGUCCUCGCGCAGCGUCAGUGUUUAACACACCCAGACCAGCAGAAGUGGGUCAGAGACACACACAGUGGAGAUACGGCUCAUGGACCAGCUGCUCGGUGUCGUGCGGCGAGGGCCGGCGGGAGCGCUACGUCAGCUGUAGAGACGCUCAGGGCGGCGUCGCUGAAGAGUCGUCCUGUGCUCAUCUUCCUCGUCCUCCAGACUCCUCCGUGUGUUUCAGUCCCUGCGGUCAGUGGAGGGAAGGAGAAUGGACACCAGGCGGCGUCGCUGAAGAGUCGUCCUGUGCUCAUCUUCCUCGUCCUCCAGACUCCUCCGUGUGUUUCAGUCCCUGCGGUCAGUGGAGGGAAGGAGAAUGGACACCAUGCUCCAGCUCGUGUGAAGGCGGCUUCCAGCGGCGGGUCGUGGUUUGUCAGGACGCAGACGGACGCAGCACCAAUCACUGCGACGAGAGAGUCAAACCCGACCAAUCCAAGAGCUGCGACUCCGGACCCUGUCCACACUGGAACUACGGCGUCUGGGGACAGUGCUCACGCUCGUGUGGCGGCGGUCAGCGCACGCGUCUGGUGGUCUGUCAGCGUCCGAGCGGUCAGAGGUUAAACGAGCACAGCUGCGACGCUCUGGACAAACCGGCCGAUGUGGAGCAGUGUAACGGCCAGCCCUGCGCCGCCGCUGCCGCCGCUGUUUCAUGGCACAGACGAGCGUGGAAGCCGUGCUCGGUGUCCUGCGGGAAGGGAAUCAAAGAGCGGCAGAUCGUCUGCGUCGAUCAGAACCAAACCCAGAUCCAGGAGCACAGCUGCGCUCAUCUCAUCCCACCCAGAACACAGAAGGCCUGUCGGGCCGGACCCUGCCCCUCCUGGAGAGCCAAUCGGUGGAGAGCGUGUUCGGCGAGCUGCGGCGCUGGCCUUCAGUCGCGCGAGGUCUUCUGCAGGUCAAAGGGCAAAGGUCACGUCUCUGAUGAGCUGUGUUACGCGCGAGUGCGUCCCGAUCGCCUCCGCUCCUGCUUCCACACCGACUGCCAGACGCACAGCUGGACAACACACGACUGGAAGGACUGUAGCGCGAGCUGUGGCCGCGGCGUGAGGUCCAGAUCUGUGUUUUGUGUGGACGGCGGGAUGAAGGCGGCUCCGGAGAGCAUGUGUGACGCUUCUCUCAAACCCCACACACACGAGCCGUGUCACAGCGCCACCUGCCUGUACAUCUGGAUCAGCACCGCAUGGAGUCAGUGCUCGGUGAGCUGUGGCUCUGGACUCCAGCGGAGGGCGCUGCACUGCUCUGCUGUGACCUCUGACCUGCAGACGUAUUCACACGCAUCUCCCUCCGACUGCAUCGAGCGCCCGCCGGCUGACAGCAGGCCGUGUGUCCUGUCUGAGUGUCCGUCUGCGGGCCGCUGGAGCGCCGGGCCGUGGAGCAAGUGUUCUCAGACGUGCGGCGCUGGAGUCAUGCACAGGACGGUCCAGUGUCUCAGCGCUCAAAACCUCCCGUCUCAGAGCUGCCCGCUGUCCAGCCGGCCGGAGACACACGCCACCUGCAGACAGACCGACUGUGAGCUGCACACGAGCUGUCGAGAAGUUCAGGUGAAGGGAGGCGUUCAGAAAGAUGGAGAGCAUUACAUCAAAGUCCAAGCCAAGAUCCUGCAGAUCUACUGCGCCGAGAUGCAGAGCGGUUUCCCCAAAGAGUACGUGACCCUGCCCAGCGGCCAGACCGACAAUUACUCUGAGGUGUACAGAUACAGGCUGCAGAACCCCUUUGAAUGUCCGUAUAACGGCAGUCGGCGGCAGGACUGCGCCUGCAGGAACGAUUACACUGCGGCCGGUUACACCGUCUUUCACCGCGUACGGCUCGAUCUUUCCAGCAUGUGCAUCAUCCCGACUGAUUUGAAGUUCAGUCAGACGUUGUUUGGUCGCUCCGUCCCGUUUGCGUCCGCAGGAGACUGUUACAGCGCCGCUAAAUGUCCUCAGGGUCAGUUUAGUAUAAAUCUCAGUGGAACAGGACUGAAGGUCGCAGAAUCCACUAAAUGGGUUUCCCAAGGCAACUACGUCACGGUCAAAGUUCACCGGUCAGACGACGGUAGCAGAAUCUACGGCCGCUGUGGCGGUUUCUGUGGGAAGUGUCUUCCUCAUCCUCAUACAGGCCUUUUUGUCAAAAUCCAGUAA
Molecule: messenger RNA, 6695 nt
Organism: Sinocyclocheilus anshuiensis
Lineage: Eukaryota; Metazoa; Chordata; Actinopteri; Cypriniformes; Cyprinidae
Product: A disintegrin and metalloproteinase with thrombospondin motifs 20-like
Exons: 45
Coding region: 186-6695 (2169 amino acids)
Biological process (GO): proteolysis; extracellular matrix organization
Cellular component (GO): extracellular matrix
Molecular function (GO): metalloendopeptidase activity; zinc ion binding
Source: RefSeq, a predicted model, not a curated record